Messenger RNA from Saccostrea cuccullata (small rock oyster), 3372 nucleotides. RefSeq lists its product as uncharacterized. The transcript has a single exon. Gene Ontology annotation, biological process: DNA integration; proteolysis. Lineage: Eukaryota; Metazoa; Mollusca; Bivalvia; Ostreida; Ostreidae. The coding region runs from base 1 to 3372 and encodes 1123 amino acids. Gene Ontology annotation, molecular function: aspartic-type endopeptidase activity; nucleic acid binding. The record is from RefSeq and is a predicted model, not a curated record.
AUGGAAGGACAUUAUGAAGCAUGCUGCAAGACCAAGUCAAAGACAAAGUGGCACAAAACCAAGAGGGCAGCAGUCCGAAAUAUUGAAACUUCAGAAGUAGAACAAGGUCAGGAGUCUGAGAGAACUUAUGUGUUUACUAUUCGGAACCAGGAUCGUUCAAAGAAUGACUUUAGUGUUAGUAUUGGCGGUAUUGAUUCAAAAGUGAUCAUCGACUCAGGAGCUUCAGUGAAUGUUAUUGACAGACACUUAUGGGAACAACUCAAGGAACAAAAAGUGAAAUGUCACAGACAGUCGAAAGCAUCGACAAAGAAACUCUAUCCCUAUGGUAGUAACAAACCACUGACUGUCGCAGGAAGUUUUGUUGCUGAUGUGUGUACGCGAGACCGGGGUGUGUCAGCCGAGUUCUUUGUUGUAGAAGAAAGUGGACAAGCUCUCCUAGGCUAUGAUACUUCUACCCAGCUUGGAGUACUACAGAUUCAAGAGACAAGUACUGUUGCACCAGUACACAAUGUGAAUAGCACAGAUAUUAAAACAGAGAUACUAGGGAAAUUUCCAAAAGUGUUCACAGGACUUGGAAAACUGAGAGACUUCCAACUUAAAAUUCCAAUUGAUGUGUCCGUACAUCCUGUAAUUCAGUCCGUACGUAGAGUACCGUACCAUUUACGCAGUAAGCUAGACCAGAAACUGGAUGAACUUGAGAAGAUGGAUGUUGUCGAGAGAGUCAAAGGGCCAAGUCAGUGGGUAUCACCUAUUGUGGUUGUACCAAAGAAGAAUUCAGAUAUUCGCAUAUGUGUCGACAUGCGAAGAGCUAACGAGGCAGUCGUUCGUGAGAGAUAUCAAAUUCCUACUGUCGACGAAAUCUUGCAGGACUUGAAUCAGAGCAAAGUUUACAGUAAACUAGAUAUCAAGUGGGCCUAUCAUCAGUUAGAGCUUACCCCAGACUCUAGAGAAAUAACUACCUUUAUGACACCAAGAGGACUUUAUCGAUACAAACGUUUAUUGUUUGGAGUGAGCUGUGCUCCUGAAAUGUAUAACAAAAUCAUUCAACAGACAUUAGGAGACUUACCUGGUGUGAAUGCAAUAUACGAUGAUGUUGUGGUCCAUGGAUCAACAGAACAAGAGCAUCGACGUAACCUAGAAUCAGUGUUGAAACGUUUAGAAGACUCAGGAAUGACUUUGAACAUUGAGAAGUGUCAAUUCAAUAUGGAGAAGAUCGAUUUCAUGGGAUACGUACUCUCUGAACAUGGUAUCGGAAUAGCAGACAGCAAAGUCCAGGCUAUUAGGAGUGCCAGGACACCACAGUCAGUAUCUGAGGUGCGCAGCUUCUUGGGACUAGUCAAUUUCGCGGUCAGAUUCAUACCAAACCUGUCCACUGUAGCAGAACCCUUAAACAGACUUUUGCGUAAAGACCAGUCAUUUGCAUGGGGACGAGAACAAAAUGAAGCGUUUGACAAACUUAAAGACUGUUUAGCUAAUGUGUCAACUUUAGCCUACUUUGAUGUGAAUGCCAAAACACAAGUAAUUGCAGAUGCAAGUCCAGUCGGCUUAGGUGCUGUUUUAGUCCAGGAACAACAAGGGAAACCUAAGAUUAUCUCCUAUGCGAGCAGAUCCCUAACGGACGUCGAACGCAGAUACGCACAAACCGAGAAGGAAGCACUCAGCUUAGUGUGGGCGUGUGAGCGGUUUCACAUGUACCUGAUGGGGAAGACUUUUGAGCUGUUAACAGACCAUAAGCCACUUGAGUUCAUUUUCUCGCCAAAAUCGAAACCAUGUGCACGUGUAGAGAGAUGGUUGUUAAGGAUGCAGAACUACAGUUACACAGUUCGUCAUAUUCCGGGUAAAUCAAACAUAGCUGAUUCGUUGUCAAGGAUGUUGUCAACAGAUACACCAAAUCCGAAGACGAGUGAUACAGAGGAAUACUUACGCUUUGUUAUUGAGGAAGCUGUUCCAAUGGCAAUGACCGUAUCUGAGCUUGAGAGAGCAUCAUUGGAGGAUGAGGAUCUCAAGAACUUGAGAGAAUGCUUGAUAACAGGGAAAUGGUAUCAGUUACAGAACAAAGAUUAUUUGACAGUAAAAUCAGAAUUGUGUACUGUGGGACAUCUGAUACUACGAGGGACAAGGAUUGUCAUACCUAAGUCAUUACGCGACCAAGUACUGGCACUAGGUCAUGAGGGACAUCCUGGAAUUGUUAUCAUGAAGCAGCGAUUGCGAUCCAAGGUUUGGUGGCCUAAAAUGGACCAAGACAUUGAACAGUGGAACAAAGCUUGUUAUGGAUGCCAGUUAGUAUCACAACCUGAAAAAGUGGAACCUAUGCACAGAACAGAACUACCAUCACGACCAUGGGAACAUUUAGCAGCUGAUUUCCUAGGACCGCUACCAUCCGGAGACUACAUUUUUACUAUCGUUGAUUAUUAUUCACGAUGGAUUGAUCUGGCUGUGAUGAGAUCUACAACGGCGGAGAAAAUGGUCGAAGUGUUGACAAAGAUAUUCAGUACACAUGGAUUACCUGUUUCUAUUACAACAGACAACGGACCACAAUUCGUCAGUGAAUAUUUCAAAACAUACUGUGAAAUAAAUGGAAUAGUUCAUAGGAAAACCACCCCAUUGUGGCCACAGGCCAAUGGAGAAAUUGAACGUCAGAACAGAUCAAUAUUGAAGAGACUGAAGAUUGCACAAGCAGAGAAGAAAGACUGGAAAUCGGAACUUCAGACUUAUUUGCUGAUGUAUCGCUCAUCACCACAUACCACAACAGGAGUGAGUCCGGCCGAGUUGUUCCGUCGAGUCAUUCGUACAAAACUACCAGAAAUCUACACAUAUCAUGAGACGGAUUACAGAGUUAGAGAUAGAGAUGCAGAGAAGGCAAAAGGGAAAAUUUAUUCUGAUGCUAAGAGAGGAGCUACACUUCGUGACAUAAAACCGUGGUGUGAUCUUGCUUUGAUGAAGAAGAACAAGGAAAACAAGUUAUCUACGUCAUUUCAUAGUGAUCCAUUCAAAGUUGUCGAGAAAAAUGGAAAUAGUGUUGUGUUAGAAUCCAUGGAGGGAGUUCAUUACAAAAGAAAUGUGUCUCAUUUGAAAAAGUUUGUGAAUUCUAAGGAAUCUGUGAAUGUGUCAAGUGAAAAUGUGAAUGAAAAUGUGUUAAGUGAAAAUUCCAAUGGAAAUGAAGAUUUGUGUUCAGGAAAUUCAGUUCCAAAUCAAAUUGCGAGCGACAAAAGUGCGAUUUCAGAUGAUGUCCAGGCAUCGUCAUCAGGAAACUCAUUAGCAGAGGAUUCCGACAGCAAUGUUCAAGAUCUGACGACAAGUUCACCGCAAUUAAGCCGACCAAUUCGUCAACGCUCUUUGCCGGUGAAAUUCAAGGACUAUAUAAUGAAAUAA